ACAAACAAACAGUAGUAUUACAUACAGUGUACUUUUAGACAUACUACUCUGAUAAUAAAUGAUACAUGAACACAUUAUUUACAUGGCUAAUGCUGACAACAACAACUCAAGAUGGAAAAUUGCAAAAUGAUUAAUUUCGUAAAUAUCUUAAGUAUUUUCCUCUGCACUUUUUCUUUUUUUCCUUGCACUCUCUGACAGAACCUAUGAUUAAUAAUUAACAAAGGUAAAAACACAGCUUACAUUAUGGUACUGUAAAACAAGUUAAUGUCAAUGUUAUCAUUAGUGCAUAAAUCUACUUUCCCAUAAUCUAAUAUAUUCUUGCUUGUGAAAAGUUGUAAAUCAGGUUAAAAAUUACAUAUUACAUACACAAAAAAGUCGCUUUUUGGAUUUUAAUAGGCAAAUACUUCAGAUUCUAAGGAUGGAUCAUUAUUACAGUGAUUAUAUUUCUAUAAUGUUAUAUGUUUGGCAAUGAUUCUUUUAACCCUAACAGAUGGUGUGUAUAUCUUUUCAUUUCUUUAAACAACCAUGUAGGAAGACGUAUCAUAGCCAUAUUCCAGGAUGACAAUGCCAAUGUUCAUCAGGGUUAAAAUUAAGAAGAGAGUUCAGAGAGCAUAAAGAAUAAUUUUCACACAUGAAUUGGCAUCUCUGAGUCCUGACUUUAACCUCAGUGAAAGUCUUUGGGAUGUGCUGGAGGAGAUCUUACAGAGUGCAGGACUCUUGCAUUGACAAUACAAAAUUUUGACCAAAAAUUGAUUCAUUUCUUGAUGGAAAUAACAUUUAUUUCCAUCAAGAGGUGCAUUAACUUUUGGUCAAGAUCUAAAAAUAAAUAAAUUAAAAAAACUUUGAGUCAAAGUUAUUUUCUGUUGAGAUCAACAUAGUGCCACAAAUGUUGUAAAUAGAGCUAAACAUCUACUGAACCUGGAACAUCCCUUUGAUUAUGAUUAAUGAUUAACUUGAACUACUUUUUUUAUCUGAAGCAAUAUAAAUCAAGUACAAAAGACAGUGAAUCAGGACACUAUAAAAGGAACAUGAGAGGCUGUGAGGAUGACAGAGCAAGAGCUGGAAACAAACAUCAGUGAAGAAUGAAGGCUUUAGUAUGUAUACUGCUGCUGUUGGAAAGCUUUGUGUUUGUCGUCCAGCAGCAGGUAGAUGGAGGACUCAAUGAGAAUGAGAUCAGUCAACAGAUCAGCUCUGAGGACGGAAGACAGAAUCCACCUCAAACACACACUUUGAGAGCUGAAGCUUCAACUGACAGACAAUACUGUGAUCUGGGCAUCCCUGACAUCCAUGCAGCACUGAGAGAACUGACCGCCACCGUUACAGAGCAGAAAGGAAACAUCAGAGAACUGACCGCCACCGUUACAGAGCAGAAAGAAAUCAACAGAGAACUGACCGCCACCGUUACAGAACUGAGGGAUGAGAUGAACAAGAAAGAUGAAGAAAUUUCAAAUCUUACUCUGGGUCAAGUGGAGUUGAGAAAGGAAAAUAGAGACAGAGAAAUAGCUUUUUCAGCUGCACUGAUGGAAUCUGGCAGUGGAUAUUUUGGUCCUUUUACCACUGAAAUCACACUAACCUACAGGAACGUCUUCACAAACAUAGGGAACGCCUACAACCCAAUUACAGGUGUUUUCACAGCCCCACUGAAAGGAGCGUACAUGUUCAGAAUCAAUGUAACUGGUCGUCGUGGAAUUCAUUCAAGUGCCUCCAUUUUUAAGAAUGGAAAGAAGGUGGUUUCAGGACAUGAUGAGCAGGCUCAGGAUUGGUUAAACUCCUCAAAUGGAGUUGUGUUGAUCCUGGAGGUUGGAGAUGUUGUCUAUGUGAGACUUUGGUCUGGUAGGAGGUUAUAUGAUAGCGUGAGUAACUACAACACUUUCAGUGGUUUCCUGCUGUUUCCCUUAAGAGAACAGGAGAUUUGCAGAAUGUGAUUUCAAUCAUUCUGAACCUUCAGUGUAUGAAUUAAGAUGAAAAUUAUGAAGAAUGUUUAACAUAUGAACCUGUAUUAAUGAGGACUAAUGUGUGUUUGAUAUUUGCAGUAGAUUACUGUAUAAAAGUCAGUAUAAUAUAUAAUAUUCAUAAGUUCUGAUCUGUCUGUACAUGUAAGUUUGUAUAAAGAGUUUCAGCACUGAGACAGGCAGGACCCAUGAAUAUCACAUGUGACUCAAAAGUGUUUUGUUAAAGUAGUAAAUCUAAUAAUGUUAAAUAAUACCUUUUUAAGUGCAUUUUGUUACUGAUUCUUGAUCUGUAUCUCUUCAUCCUACAUAAAUAAAUAAGAGAAUAAA
Molecule: messenger RNA, 2279 nt
Organism: Megalobrama amblycephala (Wuchang bream)
Lineage: Eukaryota; Metazoa; Chordata; Actinopteri; Cypriniformes; Xenocyprididae
Exons: 4
Coding region: 1083-1925 (280 amino acids)
Molecular function (GO): protein binding
Source: RefSeq, a predicted model, not a curated record